GGCCUCCGCACAUGCAGGUUUUCUCCGGCAUAAACUAUUGACGGAUAUCUCUUGUAGAGCUGAAUAAUUAUUAUUAAAAAGGGUGAAGAAGAUAAACACGGUUUACAGAGGACUGUGUCAGAAACAGAGGAGAGAGAGAAAUAAAGUCUCAUUGUUUGGGUAAAAGACGGAAGCUUUCUAGCUUUAUUGGAGGGGGGCGGGGGAGAGAGAGAUGGGUUGUUGUCGCUAUCUAUAUUUGGGGAGUGGGGGCGUUUAGUGACAGCAGCAGCGCCACCGUACAAGAAAGGCUCGACACCAACACAUGGACCAGAUUCGUCUACAAACCCAUUCCCAGUUUUCCAUUCAAAAUUUACUUUUACUACUGCAAUCCCCCUGUUUUUGUUUUUAUUUCAGAAAAUUGAUUACUGUGGAGGAUACCCCAGAUUAUUGCAACCCAAUUCUUGAUUUGCCCUCACUUCUCGGUGUUCAUAUCAGAAAUUUUGGUUGUUGUGGGGGUAGUAGCGGGAGUCGUUGGUCGCCGUCUCAUACUUUCAGGAUCAAAUCUGAGCGUCUUUUGACCCAAAGAGACCCCAAGGGACUUGAUUGUGAUCGUCAUCGCGCAACCAGCUUUCUUCUUAUCUUCUGUCGCCAUAAAGUUGAAGAAACUCGGUUAGUGUGAAAAAUUACAAGUAUAAGAAGGUUCCAUUUGUUCACAAAAAUGAAUCCACCUAAAGUCAAGCGCCAAGUUGGUAAAUAUGAGAUGGGAAGGACAAUUGGCGAGGGAACAUUUGCAAAAGUGAAGUUUGCGAGGAAUUCUAGGACUGGUGAACCUGUGGCUCUGAAGAUCCUCGACAAAGAGAAGGUCCUUAAACACAAGAUGGCUGAACAGAUCAAGCGGGAAGUAGCAACGAUGAAGUUAAUAAAACAUCCAAAUGUUGUCCGCUUAUAUGAGGUCAUGGGGAGCAAGACAAAGAUAUUUAUUGUUUUGGAGUUCGUUACUGGGGGAGAGCUUUUUGAUAAAAUUGUAAACAAUGGACGGAUGCGAGAGGAUGAUGCACGUAAAUAUUUUCAGCAGCUUAUUAAUGCUGUUGAUUAUUGCCACAGCAGGGGUGUUUUCCACAGAGACUUGAAGCCAGAAAACUUGCUUUUGGAUGCUUAUGGAAACCUUAAAGUUUCUGAUUUUGGGUUGAGUGCACUGUCCCAACAAGUCAGGGAUGAUGGCUUGCUUCACACCACUUGUGGAACUCCCAACUAUGUUGCUCCUGAGGUCCUAAAUGAUAGAGGUUAUGACGGGGCUACUGCUGACUUGUGGUCAUGUGGUGUCAUACUCUUUGUAUUGCUUGCAGGAUACUUGCCAUUCGAUGAUUCGAAUCUUGUGUACCUGUAUAAAAAGAUCUCAGCUGCUGAAUUUACUUUCCCCCCCUGGCUGUCUUUUGGUGCCAAAAAGUUGAUUACUCGAAUCUUGGAUCCCAACCCCUUGACUCGCAUUACUAUUCCUGAAAUAUUGGAGGAUGAAUGGUUUAAGAAAGGUUAUAAACCACCUGUGUUUGAUGAGAAAGAAGAUACAAACUUGGAUGAUGUAGAAGCUGUUUUUCAGGAUUCAGAAGAACAUCAUGUGACAGAGAAAAAUGAAGAACAGCCAGCAGCUAUGAAUGCAUUUGAGUUAAUCUCUAUGUCGAAAGGACUCAACCUUGGAAAUUUAUUUGAUGCAGAGCAGGAAUUUAAGAGAGAAACAAGGUUCACGUCAAAACGCCCAGCCAAUGAAAUAAUCAGCAAAAUUGAAGAAGCUGCAAAGCCUUUGGGUUUUGAUGUUCACAAGAAAAAUUACAAGAUGAGACUCCAAAAUAUGAAAGCUGGAAGAAAGGGAAACCUUAAUGUCGCUACAGAGGUAUUUCAAGUGGCCCCUUCGCUUCAUAUGGUUGAGGUGCGAAAAGCAAAAGGGGACACUUUAGAAUUUCACAAGUUUUACAAGAGUCUUUCAACCUCCCUUGAAGAUGUGGUUUGGAAAACUGAGGAAGAUAUGCAAGAAAAAUGAAUUUUACAAAAGCCCUUCAGCCUCCCUUGAAAAAGUGGCUUGGAGAACUGAGGAUAUGUCAGAAAAAUGAAGUGAGAACAGUUGCCUGCAUUGUAUGAUAAUGUUCAGCCUUUUGUUUUGGGCGUCUUACUGUUACUUUUUUUCUCAAGUUAUUCCAAAAUUUACCCUCUGUAUUUAUGAGACAAUUUGUUGCUUUCAGUAGAAUUUAGGAGACCCAUCCUAACUGAAAGUUUUUCAUGUUUUUUCAUUGAACACCAUGCAUUGUGUUAGAGGUGCUGCUUAAUUUUGAUAGACGGGAAAAAAUAUUUGUGAAGAAUUUUUUUUUUUAAA
Malania oleifera is the source of this 2344-nucleotide messenger RNA. RefSeq names its product CBL-interacting protein kinase 32. Lineage: Eukaryota; Viridiplantae; Streptophyta; Magnoliopsida; Santalales; Ximeniaceae. The coding region runs from base 698 to 2014 and encodes 438 amino acids. The transcript has 16 exons. Gene Ontology annotation, biological process: signal transduction; protein phosphorylation. Gene Ontology annotation, molecular function: ATP binding; protein kinase activity. The record is from RefSeq and is a predicted model, not a curated record.